This is a messenger RNA of Paramuricea clavata, 938 nucleotides long. The record is from the annotation of a GenBank genome assembly. Lineage: Eukaryota; Metazoa; Cnidaria; Anthozoa; Malacalcyonacea; Plexauridae.
AUGACGGCCGCAAGACUCCAACGCUAUGCAUUGUUCCUAGCUGGAUUCGAAUACGACAUUGAGUACAAGAAUACGAAAGAACACUGUAAUGCAAAUGGUCUAUCACGACUACCACUGCCAAUGACGGAGAAAGAGGAUACAGCUGUGGAUGCAGCUGAAGUGUUUCAUGCAACCCAGUUAAACAUUCUCCCAGUCACCAGUGAAUCGGUAGCUAAAGAGACAAAUCGUGAUCCCAUAUUAGCCAGAGUUUAUGAUUCAAUAGUUAAAGGUUGGUCAGCACGUUUCGAGGGAGACAAGCCCUACCAUGACCGACAGAGUGAACUUACAGUUCAUCAAGGUUGUAUCCUUUGGGGAAUGAGAGUGGUCAUCCCUAGCAAGUUGCAAGAGAGAAUUCUGCGAGAGCUACAUGAUAGUCAUUUGGGUAUCGUCAAGAUGAAGGCCCUAUCACGAAGCUAUGUGUGGUGGCCAAACAUCAACCAACAGUUGGAGAACGUAGCGAAAACCUGUAGUAGUUGUCUACAGAACCAAAAGAUGCCAUCCAAGGUAUCCUUACACCCAUGGGAAUGGACCACUUCACCAUGGCAACGUGUACAUAUUGAUUAUGCUGGUCCUUUUACGGAUCCUAUGUUCCUGGUGGUGGUCGACGCACACAGCAAGUGGCCAGAAGUAAUUCCUAUGAAGUCGACAACCGCAGCGAAGACCAUUGAAGUACUAAGAAAUUUGUUUGCACGAUUCGGAAUCCCGGAACAGGUUGUCUCCGAUAAUGGCCCCCAAUUCGUCUCAGAAGAAUUCCGGUCGUUUAUGAAAUCUAAUGGAGUAAAACACAUCACCUCUGCCCCAUACCACCCUGCUACAAAUGGCCUUGCAGAAAGAUCAGGGCAAACAUUCAAACAGGCACUGCGUUCAAUGGAAGAAAGUUCGAAGCCAAUUCAAGAGAA